Leptidea sinapis is the source of this 5312-nucleotide messenger RNA. Its product is annotated as probable serine/threonine-protein kinase DDB_G0282963. NCBI's taxonomy places the organism in Eukaryota, Metazoa, Arthropoda, Insecta, Lepidoptera, Pieridae. The transcript has 4 exons. The record is from RefSeq and is a predicted model, not a curated record. Gene Ontology annotation, molecular function: serine-type endopeptidase inhibitor activity. The coding region runs from base 178 to 4035 and encodes 1285 amino acids.
GUGUACGCCAGCCUUCAGUCGACAAAGCUCGCGCGCGAAUACCUUAGCUUUCCUAUCACGAACAACCAUAGAUUAAAAAAUCUCGCGAGAUUGUACCGCUAAUGACUAUGACCUUUUUGCAUCGUUUCCGUGAAUUUCAUUUUUAACUGAUUUGAGUACAGUGCAUGGAAGUCUACAAUGUACGUGUUUGGGGUCCUUAUUUCAUAUGUUUUAUGCGUGUAUGCAGACGAUGCCCAAGAUAGACGUACAAAGUUACCCUACAUUGCGGAUGCUAUAGGCAAUAGCCUGCCUCGACCGUCCAAUCUUCCAGCAACUGUGGGAAGUCCGGUAAACCUUUUGACACCAGACAGAUAUGAAUUCUAUACAUUUGAUGAAUCCGGAGAGCUUGUUAAGAGAUUGAUGACCCUUGAAGAAAUCCAAGCCAUUGUUGCAGCAGGGGAAGACACAGACGGCUUAGUUACAUUUGCUAAUGAUGAUCAUCCAACUGUUGCGUUUAAUUUUAGCCAGCCUUCUUACAACAAAGUUCACAACGUUGUAACGAAUGUUCAAAAUGUUCUCAAAGCUCAAAUGGAAGCACACAAAAAUAAUCCUAAGAUUCGACCCACCUUAGAUACACCUGAUGUUUCUGAUUCUUGGAGUUUGAUUUUGCCUUCAAUAUUCGGGAAUACAGGAGUGGAUAUAGUACCAGAUAAAUCUUCUGGAUCUUUUAUAACACCAGAAACAGACACUCUUGAUUUUGACACCCCAAACAACGAUUUGUCGAAUGUUUUAACCAAAGAAGUAAUUAAUACUCAGUCAUCUACAUCUACGCCAGAAUCAACACAAUAUAUAAAUAAUUCUAAGGUCAAAGAUAUUCAAGAAAAUAUAACAGCACCACCGAAAAAUUAUACUAAAGAACAAAGUACUCAGAAGCCGAUACCUGUUCAUUUAAAUAAUGAAACAAUCACCAAUAAUUUCUUGCCAUCUACGGUUAAGCCUCAUAUAUCUACAUUAUCAAUAACGAAGACCAAGCCAACAUCUGUGAAAACAGAGGAAAUUGCUCAAUUUGGUACUGGGAUAACAUCUUCCGUUAAACAUACAACACCUAGAAUAACAACUGUUUACACAACAAAAAAAAAUGACAUAAUUUCAAAUCAAGAACCACAAACUUUGAAUCAAGAAUUUAUUCCUGUUUCUAUGAUAUCGCAUACAACUGUUAAAUCGGUUAAUAUUACUCCCAUAAAACAAAGCUCUACACCCUCUGGUGAAAGCAUUAUCAAUGUCAUGACAAAAUCACCCGAUAAUUUACAUUUAUCAACAAACUCAGAAGAAUAUAUUAAAGAUAAUUCCACAACACUCACAACUCAAUCAGUUUCACCUUCAACUACAAUUUCUUCAACUGAAAUUAUAUCAACACAGAGUAGUAAUAAUGUAAAUGUAAGCAAACUGGAACAACAGCCUAUUGUUCCACUAUUUGAUGUAGCGCAAAGCAUAAGUCAAAUUGCUUCGGAUCUUGGAAAUAAUUUUGUACCUGUACAGACUACAAAUAAUGAAAAUGCAGAUGCAAUAAAAUUGAAUAUGGAUAUGGAAAGUAAAGAAAAUAUUGAAAUAGACAUUCCUUCAGGUUUGGAUAAAACACAUGAUCUCAAAAUAGAAAACCAUUCAAAUACAGAUAAUAUUGUGAAAAUAUCUCAAGAAGAGUUACAAACAAUAAAUACAGAAAAAGAAAAUAAUAGUUUUGUUACUAUUGUGACAACCACAGAUGCAAUAAUAUCAACAACAGAAUCUUUAGAAACCACGACAGUAGAUAAUAUACUAUCUGAAUCAAUGAGUGACCUGCUAUCUCAAGUUGUAUAUCAAGGUGCAGAUGAAAGGCUCUCACAAGAAAAUAAUAGCGUAAAAGAAAUAUAUGAAAGAGAAAAUAUAAAUGAGAACAAAAUAAGUGAGUCAAGUAAUAAUGAUAACAAGGUAUCAUCUACUACAGAAAUGAAUUUUGAAACAACAACAUAUUAUGUUACUGAACAAACUAAAGAAGAUAAUUGGAGUUCCAAUGAAAAUACCGAGGCUACAACAACUGAAAGUCCUUUAAAUGAGAUGAUUGGUCCAAAUUUUAUUAAGGUGUCUUUAGAAAAUGAUAAAACUCAAAAAACUAAAAAGAAACCCGUGCAAGAUAUUACCACUCAAACAACUUCUACCACUAUAAGUCAAUUUAUAGAAAAACAAUCCAUAAAAAAUAAUAAUGUUUGGUUUACAAGAAACAAUUCCAUUCCAAAUCAACCAGAAAAAUCAGAGGAAAGUGUAACUCUAGCAUCAGUGCAAUUAACCCAAUCUACAAUUCCUUAUUCUAACAAUGUUAACAACAUUAUUUCAAAUUCAAGUUUACAUAAUAAGGUUGAAAUACAUGAAUUUUCUGAGGUAAAAAACAAAUCAAAUAAAACUAAAAUUUCUGGGGAUUUUCCAAAAGUAGAUGAAUUUAAAAAGAAAAUACAAAAAAUAAAUAUUGAUGAUAAAGAACUGGCUAAUGAACGUAAUAAUUCAUGGAAACUCAUUCCUAGUGUACCUCCCCCUAAAUAUCAUGAACCAAAUAAUGAAAGACCAGAAGGUUUCUACACUUCAGAAAACAGUGCAGAUAAGAAUAUUAAUUUAGACUUUUCUAAAGAAAACCAAGGCCUAGAAGUUACCACAAAAGAUGUGGGUGAAGAUAUUACCCAAUUUAUUGAACUGUGUAACGAAUUAGCAUUUCAAUACUGGAAUGACCUCACGGAAAACACCGACAAAAAGCGUAGCUUUGUUUUGUCACCUUAUUCUAUCACAUCAAUGUUGGCUAUGAUGUUUAUGGGAGCAAGAGGUGCAACUUCAGGUGAAAUGAAUGAAGUAUUGAAAUUAGAUGAUAUGUUUACAUUUAAUCCACACUUUACAUUGAAAAAUAUAUCAGAUUCAAUCGAUAUAUCCCCAACUUCUGGAAUUGCUGCAUCUGCUUUUAUUAGAGAGCUAUAUAGUGACAGGAGCAAAGGAAAAAUUUUGACUUUUUAUAAAGAGAGAGCCCAACAUUUUUAUAAUGGGCAUGUGGAAGAAGUUAAUUUCAAAUUGAUCAGUGACAUAAUAAGAAGAAGAACAAAUUUAUUAGUUAAAAGAUACACUUGGGGUAAAAUUACAGAAUUUCUUAAGAGUAACAAUAUAAUGAUGAAUCCUCCAUUAGCAGCAUUUUCCGCAAAUAUUUUCCAGACUGACUGUACGGGAACAUCUGUAGAUGGAAGAGAUGGUGAAAUGUAUUUCGUAGUUUCACCGACUGUACGUCAGAGAAGAUUGGUACCAGUGCCAGCCGUUGUUUAUCGAAGCAACUUCUUAGCUGGAUACGAUCCAAUAUUAGAUGCCACUGCAGCAGCACUUGGAAAUACAAACUCUGUUAUCAGUACAUUGUUCUUAAUGCCAGGCCAACAAGGAAAUAUUGUUCAUGCAGAUGAUUUGGAAGUGUUAGAAAAGCGUCUAUUAGGUUCGAAACCCACUGCUUCCGUCUGGAACCGUCUCUUGAGAACACUUUUGCCCCGAGUAGGGCUCGAGUUGCAAAUACCAAGAUUUUCACAUAAGUCAGUUUUUAAUAUAUCUGCGUCACUGCAAAAAAUGGGAUUAAAAGACUUGUUCAAUUCUAACCAUGCUGAUCUUGGUGGUCUCAAUGGACCUUCGAAGAAUUUGUACUUGACCGAUAUGGUGCAGCUAACUUCAUUUGUAACUUGUGGAGAAGGUGUUAUAGGAGAACAGCAUCACAUUGAAGAAUACCCUGAGACGCUGUCGGAUGUACAAAAGCGUAGAAAUUCAAGAUGGCUGGGUGCAUGGAAUGAGCCUAGAGAUUAUCAAAGAUCGUUUCAUGAUCCACAUGAUCUUGGUGAAGCUAUGAACUUGCCGCUGCAUUUACGACCACGACAAGCACGUUUGCCAGCAAGGAGUUCUCAACCAGCUCGCCUAAAAUAUGAUAGACCAUUUUUAUUCUUCGUAAGGCACAACCCUUCGGGAAUGAUUCUAUAUGUUGGUCGAUACAAUCCUAGGCUUCUACCUUGAAGAUGUCAAUAAGACUGUUAGUUUAACUUUGUUUGAUUCCUAAGAGGAGAGUGAUAAGAUAUACUGGCGCGUAGAUAUAAGACUAGUUAAGAACAUUUACGUGACAGUAUUACUUAUUCUUGGUAUGCAGGUAUUUUGACAAAUUAUUGUUUCAAUAUCACAAUAUCUCUUUUUACCUUCAUACUAAUCUAAUCAGAAAGCUGUGGUUCUUUAUAUGUAUAAGUUUGGGUUAAUGCACAUAAUUAUGUAGAUCUGUCGUGUACUAUACUGUGGCUUUUUUAUAAGUUUAGCACUUUGAAGAGUUUUAAAUUAUGUAUUAUGAUACAGUUAAAAGAUUUUCUUUGUAUUACUCCUUAUCUCUGGUGUAAGUUGGAAUCAGCAAUGAAGUUAGUAUGCACUAUUAAUGUGUUGUUAAAUUUAAGAUUUAUGCACCUAAAUUUACUUGAAAUGCUAAAUACAUAUAUUUUUUUUAUUAGUAAUGCUAUUUGUAUAGAAUUCAGCUUCCAAUACGUGGUUUGGUUAAAACAAAAAGUUUAUGUUUAGAUUUAAGAUCCAAGCCAUUUUGUAUGUUUGAAAUAUUUCACUCUUUUUUGAUGAUAAUAACACUAAUAGACCGUAGUAUUAUUACCUACUCAUACAUUCAACAAAUAAUUUACUUACCUUUAAAUACGUACAUUAACCAAUUAUAUAGUAAAGUUUUAAAGAUGUAUUAUAUUUUACACAACAAUCGUUCCAUUUUUGAUGUAUGAAAUGAAAUAAAUCAACAUUAUUAAUUUUCAAUUACACAUACUAUAUUUUGUAUUACAUUGUGCAUCUUUAGUAAAAUUAAGAACAAAAAUCCCUUUAAUUCAAGCAAUCUACUAGUAAAAUAAAAUAACUUAUAAGAGGGUCAUUACAAUGUGGUUCAAGAUUUUUAUUGAUACAUUGUAUUGCAUAGUUAUAGUUGUAGUUAUAUAACUUAAGGCACCAUAAUAGUUUGUUCAUUGCAUUGUAAUUAUCAUAAGUAAUUUAAUGAAUAAACUUGAUGAUUUCAUAUAAAAAAUUCACGGCAUUCAUCGUAAAAUUCCUUCCAUUCAAAGCAUUCCUUUGAAUUUAUUAUUUUGGGACAGUCCUGAAAGAAAAAUUACUUCAACCUCUUACUUUAAUAUAUUUACAGCAAAAGACGUCAAGAUAUCAUUAUUUAUCACAUUAAUACCUAUUAUAGUAAAUUCUAGUGUGUCUCUUUUGAUAAUUCUAUAAUUUUGUGUUCUUUGAAUAUAGAUUUUCUUCAAGACUGG